Molecule: messenger RNA, 7350 nt
Organism: Osmia bicornis bicornis
Lineage: Eukaryota; Metazoa; Arthropoda; Insecta; Hymenoptera; Megachilidae
Product: serine-rich adhesin for platelets-like
Exons: 5
Coding region: 1-7350 (2449 amino acids)
Cellular component (GO): extracellular region
Molecular function (GO): chitin binding
Source: RefSeq, a predicted model, not a curated record
AUGAGAGAAUUACUAUCAAUUCUCGCCGUGCUGGCAGUGACGGCGAACGCAUACUCCGGUACGUUUUCAACCGAAUGUCCACCGAAUGAUCUGAGCAACGAAGUCGUCCACAUCCCUCACGAGUACGAUUGCGCCAAGUUCUACAAAUGCGACAAUGGCGUGAAACAAUUAGAAACAUGUAGAGAGUAUUCAGGAAAUCGUAAACUGUACUUCAAUCCGGAGAAGCAAGUCUGCGAUUGGCCAUGGAACGUGACGUGUACGCUGCGGGAACCGGAUUGUCCUGCAGUAAGCGAGAAGGAAAUUAUGCUGCCUCAUCCUUACGAUUGCAGUUUGUAUUAUCAGUGCAAGAACGGCAAGACUGUUAACAAAUGUCCCGAGGAUCAGUACUUCGAUUCCGUUCGUAUGAUGUGCGCGAAGAAGGAGGAAGCGACUUGUUACCUUUACUGGGACACGUGUCCACCAUCAGAUUUUAACAUCGACGUGUAUUUUCCGCACGAGAGAAAUUGUAACGAAUAUUACAAGUGUGAAAACGAAGAAAUGGUCUUGAAACAAUGUCCGGCUGGAGAGGUGUUCGACGUAAACCUGAGGAAAUGCGUGUUUGAUGAAGAAGCAAAGUGUGAUUCCGCUUUGAACCCAGUACAAGCCAUCGUUUGUCCUUCGAUCGGUUCUAAAAAUCUUCCACACGAAAAGGAAUGUGGUUUAUACUACGAGUGCAACGACGGUGUGAAGACGGAAAAAGUAUGUCCUGGCGGUUUAUCCUUCGAUGCAGUAAAAGGUAUAUGUAGUUGGCCACCGAGUAGCACGUGUUCCUCAAAAGUGGAACCUUCUUCCGAAUGUCCAUCAGAGAAGUCGAACGAAGCCAAGCGUCUCCCGCACGAAUGCAAGUGUUCCCAUUAUUACGAGUGUUAUAACGGGGAAAAGGUAAUUCAGAGUUGCCCGAGUGGCACCAAGUUCGAUUACAUCAGGGAAGUUUGCGACAGUCCAGAUAAAGUGACGUGCAAGAUAAUGGCAAUCACACUAGCUUCAAAAGUUGGAUGUCCAGAAAGAUUUAUCCCUCACGAAUCCGAAUGUCAUCAUUUUUAUGAAUGCACAAAUGGCAAUUUGCAACUUGUAAAGUGUAACGAAGGGUUUUAUUUCAACAAUGCAAUAAAAUCGUGUGAUUUUGAAAAUGGUAAGGAUUGUGGAGGUAUAAAGCCUAUGACCACGACUCCUCGGGAAAUCGUAACUGACGAAUGUCCGCCAUGCGAGUGUGGUUUCAUUCGUUUUCCCCAUAAAUUAAAUUGCUCUUUGUUUUACCAGUGCGAUAAUGGUACAAAGACCGUGGAGGAGUGUCCUGAUGGUCUUCAUUACAAUCCCAGGAAACAGGAUUGCGAUUGGCCAGAUAAUGUAAAUUGUACUAUCCCGGUAUGCGAGGAGGGAAGCAAUAUGGUUCACGAAUGUCAAUGUGAAAAGUAUUACACGUGCAAAGAUAACCACUGGGUGCUACAACAGUGUAAAGAUGGAUGGGAGUUCGAUUACAUAGAUAAGGUUUGCAAACCUGCCGACGAAGCUCGAUGUGAACAUAGGCCUCCCACGGGUUGCUUUGGUCAAUGCCCCUCAACUGGUAACACAAUUAUACCCUAUGAAAAUUGCACGCAAUACUGCGAAUGCAACAAUGGUAAAGGAACUGUCGUUGACUGUAUCAAAGAUAUGUAUUACAACCCAGAGAAAAGGAUGUGCGAUUGGCCGGAAAAUAUACGAAAUUUGACCUGCGAUCCUUUCCCCUGUCCGAAUGAUGGUGUUAAAGUACCGCACGAAUGCUCCUGCGAUCGUUAUUACGUUUGUAGUAACAACCAGCACUACCGUGAGAUUUGCCCCAAUGGAACGGAAUACAAUUACGAAACGCGUAAAUGUCAGAAAUACGAGGAUUCUCAUUGUUACAAUGAACCUAAGCAAGACAGUGUCAUAGCAUCACAAAAUUGUAUCGGUAGUUGCCCGAAACUCGCACCUUCAGACAGGAGUUUUACCCUACCUCAUAAUAAUUGUACGAGAUUCUGCAGAUGCGGAGCCGGGGCUCCUUACGUUGUUAACUGUCCGCCGCAUCUUCAUUUCAGCGAGCAAGAACAUAUUUGUACUGAACCAGCUCGAGCCAAUUGUAAUAGGUAUCACGUGUAUGGUCAAGACGAACGUGACUUGACGAUGAGCACGGAAGAUAGCUCGUUUUUCAAACAUAUUCUACCUGAAUAUCUAAUGUUUCUGAUUGUUGUCGGUGUAACGACAGCGGCAACCAUACCACCUGAGGAACCUUUUGGAAAGGAGCUCACAGAAUGCAGAGGUCGCAAUAGCGCGACUAAUACACAUAAUGUUCGUCAUGAGACGAAUUGUCACCAGUUUUACAAAUGUUUAGGAGGAUACGGAUUCGUAAUAGAUUGUCCAACGAUAAAGAACGUCACAUUGGUGUUUAAUGAGGAGUCGUUAGUUUGCGAUUGGGAGGGUGUACCUUGUUCAGAUGAUCCCAAUGAACCACCAACUUCCAAUAAACCGCCAAGUUCCAAUAAACCGCCAGGUCCUAAUGAACCAAUUACACCGUCGCCAACAAACCGGCCACCGGGGGUUGGACCACCAAAUUGUGCAGAAGCUGGCAACCGAAACCAACCUCAUGAAGAUUGUGAUAAGUUUUAUUACUGCGAAAGCGCAAAUGGUGAGCCAUUAGUAGGCCAAUGUCCUGAAGGCACGCACUUCAAUGCCAUUGUUGCACAAUGCGAUCUAGGAGAAUACCUAUUGCUUUUAAUUGCCGUGGUGAUAGCAGCUUCGGCAAACGUUCAAGCGGAAGAGCAGAUUGGCAAGCUAAAAAAAGAGUGCAAACAUAAGAAUAGAUUUUAUUAUACGAAUAACGUUCGCCAUGAAUCGGAUUGUCACAAGUUUUAUAAGUGCAUAGGAACAUACGGAUUUGAAAAAGAUUGUCCAACGUUAAAAGGCGUUAAGUUAAUAUUUAAUGAAAAUAAGCGAAUUUGCGAUUGGGAAGGAGUAUCUUGUACUAAAACAUCAACAACUGGUUCGACUCAACCAUCUACAACUAUAAGCACUAUAGAACCCUCGACAACAGGGAGCACUGAAGAACCAGCGUCAACUACAAGUGUUACUGACACGACAACAACUAUUUCGACUCAUCAGUCGUCAACUCAAACCUCCACAGAACCCGGGUCAACAGCGAGCACUGAAGAACCAUCUUCAACUACAAGUGUUACAGACACGUCAACUACUAGUUCGACCGAAUCGACGUCAGCUCAAACCUCCACAGCACCCACGUCAACAGGGAGCACUGAAGAACCAUCGUCAACUACAAGUGUUACUGAUACGUCAACCACUAGUUCGACCGAAUCGACGUCAGCCCAAACCUCCACAGACCUCGGGUCAACAACGAGCACUGAAGAACCAUCGUCAACUACAAGUGUUACAGAUACGUCAACUACUAGUUCGAACGGAUCGACGUCAGCUCAUACCUCCACAGAACCCUCGUCAACAGGGAGCACUGUAGAAUCGUCAUCAACUACAAGUGUUACAGAUACGCCAACAACUAGCUUGACCGAAUCGACGUCAGCUCAAACCUCCACAGAACCCUCGUCAACAGGGAGCACUGUAGAAUCAUCGUCAACUACAAGUGUUACUGAUUCGUCAACAACUAGUUCGACCGAAUCGACGUCAACUCAAACCUCCACAGAACCCGGGUCAACAGCGAGCACUGACGAACCAUCGUCAACUACAAGUGUUACAGAUACGUCAACUACUAGUUCGACCGAAUCGACGUCAGCUCAAACCUCCACAGGACCCUCGUCAACAGCGAGCACUGAUGUACCAUCGUCAACUACAAGUGUUACAGAUACGCCAACAACUAGCUUGACCGAAUCGACGUCAGCCCAAACCUCCACAGAACCCUCGUCAACAGGGAGCACUGACGAACCAUCGUCAAUUACUAGUGUUACAGAUACGUCAACUACUAGCUUGACCGAAUCGACGUCAGCCCAAACCUCUACAGAACCCUCGUCAACAGGGAGCACUGAAGAACCAUCGUCAACUACAAGUGUUACUGACACGACAACAACUAGUUCGACUCAUCAGUCGUCAACUCAAACCUCCACAGAACCCGGGUCAACAGCGAGCACUGAAGAACCAUCGUCAACUACAAGUGUUACAGAUACGCCAACAACUAGCUUGACCGAAUCGACGUCAGCCCAAACCUCUACAGAACCCUCGUCAACAGGGAGCACUGACGAACCAUCGUCAACUACAAGUGUUACAGAUACGUCAACUACUAGUUCGACCGAAUCGACGUCAGCUCAAACCUCCACAGCACCCACGUCAACAGGGAGCACUGAAAAACCAUCGUCAACUACAAGUGUUACUGACACGACAACAACUAGUUCGACUCAUCAGUCGUCAACUCAAACCUCCACAGAACCCGGGUCAACAGGGAGCACUGACGAACCAUCGUCAACUACUAGUGUUACAGAUACGUCAACUACUAGUUCGACCGAAUCGACGUCAGCUCAAACCUCCACAGCACCCACGUCAACAGGGAGCACUGACGAACCAUCGUCAACUACAAGUGUUACAGAUACGUCGACUACUACUUGGACCGGAUCGACGUCAGCUCAAACCUCCACAGAACCCGGGUCAACAACGAGCACUGAAGAACCAUCGUCAACUACAAGUGUUACAGAUACGUCAACUACUAGUUCCACCGAAUCGACGUCAGCUCCAACCUCCACAGCACCCACGUCAACAGGGAGCACUGAAGAACCAUCGUCAACUACAACUGUUACUGACACGACAACAACUAGUUCGACCCAUCCGUCGUCAACUGAAACCCCCACAGAACCCGGGUCAACAACGAGCACUGAAGAACCAUCUUCAACUACAAGUGUCACAGAUACGUCAACUACUAGCUCGACCGAAUCGACGUCAGCUCAAACCUCCACAGCACCCUCGUCAACAGCGAGCACUGAAGAACCAUCGUCAACUACAAGUGUUACAGAUACGCCAACAACUAGCUUGAUCGAAUCGACGUCAGCCCAAACCUCCACAGAACCCUCGUCAACAGGGAGCACUGAGAAACCAUCGUCAACUACAAGUGUUACUGACACGACAACAACUAGUUCGACUCAUCAGUCGUCAACUCAAACCUCCACAGAACCCGGGUCAACAGGGAGCACUGACGAACCAUCGUCAACUACAAGUGUUACAGAUACGUCGACUACUACUUGGACCGGAUCGACGUCAGCUCAAACCUCCACAGAACCCGGGUCAACAACGAGCACUGAAGAACCAUCGUCAACUACAAGUGUUACAGAUACGUCAACUACUAGUUCCACCGAAUCGACGUCAGCUCCAACCUCCACAGCACCCACGUCAACAGGGAGCACUGAAGAACCAUCGUCAACUACAACUGUUACUGACACGACAACAACUAGUUCGACCCAUCCGUCGUCAACUGAAACCCCCACAGAACCCGGGUCAACAACGAGCACUGAAGAACCAUCUUCAACUACAAGUGUCACAGAUACGUCAACUACUAGCUCGACCGAAUCGACGUCAGCUCAAACCUCCACAGCACCCUCGUCAACAGCGAGCACUGAAGAACCAUCGUCAACUACAAGUGUUACAGAUACGCCAACAACUAGCUUGAUCGAAUCGACGUCAGCUGAAACCUCCACAGAACCCUCGUCAACAGGGAGCACUGUAGAAUCAUCGUCAAUUACAAGUGUUACUGAUUCGUCAAUAACUAGUUCGACCGAAUCGACGUCACCUCAAACCUCCACUGAACCCGGGUCAACAACGAGCACUGAAGAACCAUCGUCAACUACAAGUGUUACAGAUACGUCAACUACUAGUUCGACCGGAUCGACGUCAGCUCAAACCUCCACAGAACCAGGGUCAACAACGAGCACUGAAAAACCAUCGUCAACUACAAGUGUUACAGAUACGUCAACUACUAGUUCGACCGGAUCGACGUCACCUCAAACCUCCAUAGAACCCGGGUCAACAACGAGCACUGAAGAACCAUCGUCAACUACAAGUGUUACAGAUACGUCAACUACUAGUUCGACCGGAUCGACGUCAGCUCAAACCUCCACAGAACCCGGGUCAACAGGGAGCACUGUAGAAUCGUCGUCAACUACAAGUGUUACUGAUUCGUCACCAACUAGUUCGACCGAAUCGACGUCACCUCAAACCUCCACAGAACCCGGGUCAACAACGGGCACUGAAGAACCAUCGUCAACUACAAGUGUUACAGAUACGUCAACUACUAGUUCGACCGGAUCGACGUUAGCUCAAACCUCCACAGAACCCGGGUCAACGACGAGCACUGAAGAACCAUCGUCAACUACAAGUGUUACAGAUACGUCAACUACUAGUUCGACCGGAUCGACGUCAGCUGAAACCUCCACAGAACCCGGGUCAACAGGGAGCACUGUAGAAUCGUCGUCAACUACAAGUGUUACAGAUACGUCAACUACUAGUUCGACCGGAUCGACUUCAGCUGAAACCUCCACAGGGCCCUCGUCAACAGGGAGCACUGUAGAAUCGUCGUCAACUACAAGUGUUACAGAUACGUCAACUACUAGUUCGACCGGAGCGACGUCAGCUCAAACCUCCACAGAACCCGGGUCAACAGGGAGCACUGUAGAAUCGUCGUCAACUACAAGUGUUACAGAUACGUCAACUACUAGUUCGACCGAAUCGACGUCAGCUCAAACCUCCACAGAACCCUCGUCAACAGGGAGCACUGUAGAAUCAUCGUCAACUACAAGUGUUACUGAGUCGUCAACAACUAGUUCGACCGAAUCGACGUCACGUCAAACCUCCACAGAACCCGGGUCAACAACGAGCACUGAAGAACCAUCGUCAAAUACAAGUGUUAUAGAUACGUCAACUACUAGUUCGACCGGAUCGACCACUGUAGAAUCGUCGUCAACUACAAGUGUUACAAAUACGUCAACUACUAGUUCGACCGAAUCGACGUCAACUCAAACCUCCACAGAACCCUCGUCAACAGGGAGCACUGUAGAAUCGUCGUCAACUACAAGUGUUAUAGAUACGUCAACUACUAGUUCGACCGGAUCGACGUCAGCUGAAACCUCCACAGAACCCGGGUCAACAGCGAGCACUGAAGAACCAUCGUCGACUACAAGUGUUACAGAUACGUCAACAACUAGUUCGACAGAAUCGACGUCAGCUCAAAUCUCCACAGAAUCCUCGUCAACAGGGAGCACUGAAGGACCGUCGUCAACUACAAGUUUUACAGAUACGCCAACAACUAGCUUGUCCGAAUCGACGUCAGCUCUAACCUCCACAGAUCCCUCAUCGUGA